Peronospora matthiolae is the source of this 1119-nucleotide messenger RNA. The record is from the annotation of a GenBank genome assembly. Lineage: Eukaryota; Oomycota; Peronosporomycetes; Peronosporales; Peronosporaceae.
AUGAAGGAACACGUGUUCUGCGUCAUUCCUGAAGGCGUGAAAUUGGAGGGCUCCUUCGAUUGUCUGGAGUUGGUGAAGGCAAUUUACGGACUAAAGCAAGCGUUGCGCGUAUGGAACGAAACGUUUGACGAGUUCAUGUGUGCCAUUGGAUUCCAAGCGUCAAGCCUCGACCCAUUUCUCUACAUAAAAAUUGUGGAAGGGCAAUGCGUGCUGCUGCUGGUGUAUGUGGAUGACGUGUUGAUCACCGGUAGCUCAUGCGAGCUAAUUGCACGCACCAAGACCGACCUGAAGACACGCUUCGAGAUGACUGAUAGCGGCAAGUGUAUGUGGAUGACAUACUCAAGCGCUUUGGCAUGGAUGAUUGCAAAGCCGUCAAAAAUCCAGUCGACAAUGAGCUCUCGACUUGUUUCAAGUGAUGCAGCCACCAGGGUCGAUGCUCCUUUUCGCGAAGCUGUUGGUGCGUUGAUGCACCUGACCACUGCAACGCGCCCGGAUAUUGCGUUCGCCAUGGGCUAUGUGUCGCGAUUCAUGAGGAACCCCCAAGAAGGAUACUGGGUUGCAGUCAAGCGCAUCUUCCGCUACCUACUAGGCACCAAGAUGCACGGAAUCUGCUACAAGCCAAAUGCGAAGAUCGGUUUUCGUUGCUACUCGGAUGCAGACUGGGCCGGUGACCUCGCUGAUCGCAAGUCGACGUCUGGUUACGUAUUCAUGCUGUUGGGUGCGCCAGUGAGUUGGGGCAGCAAGAAACAGCCAAGUGUUUCGUUGUCCACGAGUGAAGCCGAAUACAUCGCACUCAGCUUAUCGAUUCAAGAAGGCAAGUGGAUUCAUCGUCUGCUUUGUGAGAUGAUGAUGGCUACCGAUAAAGAAGGACCGGAACUCAUGAUCCAUGAAGACAAUCAGUCGUGUAUCAAGAUGACGAAGAACCCGGUCAACCACGGCCGUGCCAAGCACAUUGACAUAAAGUAUCAUCACAUCCGUGAUGAGGUCAAGCGCGGUGAAGUGAAGCUCAAGUACUGUGAAACUUCGGUGAUGUUAGCGGACAUCAUGACGAAGGGACUUCACGGGCCACACCACAAGGAGAUGACGGCGACUCUCGGGAUUUGUGCGUGUUCGCAUUGA